This is a messenger RNA of Silurus meridionalis, 1139 nucleotides long. RefSeq lists its product as uncharacterized. The coding region runs from base 1 to 954 and encodes 317 amino acids. Lineage: Eukaryota; Metazoa; Chordata; Actinopteri; Siluriformes; Siluridae. Gene Ontology annotation, biological process: proteolysis. The record is from RefSeq and is a predicted model, not a curated record. Gene Ontology annotation, molecular function: serine-type endopeptidase activity. The transcript has 6 exons.
AUGGCAGAGAGGAGCUUUUUGGUACAAUUUGUGCUGCUGGUUUUGAUGGGUCUUACACUGGAGACAGCUUACGCCCAUGUUUUCACCCCAAGUCGCCUCCAGCAACACAAAAUCCUCCACUUGGACUGGCCCAAGGAUUGUGGCCUGGCUCACUUCAAACCACACACCACAGAACGCAUUGUUUCAGGCAAUGAGGCCAGACCCCAUUCAUGGCCAUGGCAGGUCUCACUGCAGGUUCGGCCUAGAGGCAGCAAACACUAUGUCCAUGUGUGUGGUGGGACCCUGAUUCACAAAAACUGGGUGCUGACUGCAGCCCACUGCUUCCAGAAGGGUAAAGCUGAAGAAGCAGGCAAUUGGCGUAUCGUUUUGGGGAAGCACCGGCUGAAGAAAUCUGAAGCUGCCGAGCGUAUUUUCCCUGUGAAGAGAAUCUACACACAUGAACAUUUUCGCUACCCAUUGCACAGUGAACUGGAUUAUGACAUAGCCUUGGUUAAAGCAGGCACGGACAUCCUGUCCAGCAACUUUAUCCGCUACGCCUGCCUACCGCGUAAGCAGACCAACCUAACACCUGGACAUUUCUGCUGGGUGACCGGCUGGGGCGAUACACGAGGUGGGAAAGAUAAUGUGUCACUGGCUGAGUCACUAAACCAGGCCCGUCUGCCCAUCAUUGACCACAAAACAUGCCGACAGAAGACGUUUUGGGGAGAGCGUGUGAGGGAGUCCAUGAUCUGCGCUGGCUUUAGAGACACAGAAGGACCCCCUGCUGCCUGCCAGGGAGAUUCAGGUGGUCCGCUAAUGUGUCAAGUAGGCGAGGAUCGCUGGGAGGUGCGAGGCAUAGUGAGCUUCGGUCCUAUCGGCUGUACAGUGGAAAAUAAGCCCAGCGUUUUUACUCGGACUGCUGCUUACAUCCCCUGGAUUGAAGCCACUCGCAUCAGGGACUUCUUUUUCCACUGAUCUCUGUGACUUUAAUGUGAACCAAGUCAAACUGGAAGGGUUGGACAGUUGUAGAGUGACCAUAAUACCUGCACCUGGCAUGUGCUCAGAGCCACCCAUUAAAUCAUCCAUCUGCACUGCACAGAACAGAGCUCUAGGAGAGCAUUCAGUUUGCCACUGAUGUUAGCAGUCAGUUUUAGCUGCAG